Cetraspora pellucida is the source of this 177-nucleotide messenger RNA. The record is from the annotation of a GenBank genome assembly. NCBI's taxonomy places the organism in Eukaryota, Fungi, Glomeromycota, Glomeromycetes, Diversisporales, Gigasporaceae.
AUGAGUAAAUCUUUGCCACAUCCAAGUUCAAGGAAAACACCAAGUGGCGGAAAAAAAAAGGCGAAAAAUGCUUUAAAAAAAUCAGAACAUGUAAUUGGCAUCCUUGCCAUCAAAUUGGAGAUCACAGUGCGAGCGGCCCGUUCAAAUACUGGAAUUGCUGGAAUUGUAACUAUAUGA